GCUUUUAUACCGUUUAUUCUAGACCAGGUCGAAGCAGGAUCUGACUCGACUUUAAAUCUAAAUACAAGUCUUGAUGGCAAAGGGGUUUAAUGGUGUUUAAGUAAGACGAUAAACCCAUUUGUAUGCAAUCGAAGGGGUUUAUCUUCUCACCUAAGCUCCGUUACUACUCUUAUUUUGAAGGGAAUGCUUUUUUUCCCCAUUGGGUGUAAAACUUUUCUCUGUGCAGUCAGCAGCACCGCCUCCGCGAUUUGCGUGGCAGCGUCUGAACUCUACCCCGCCACCACGUCAUUCCUGUCAGGGCGCUUCAUUCUUCCGCUACCUUUGGGAUCCGAGCAGAGAAAAAGUGCGCAGGUUCGAUUCCCCCCCAGAACCAUGAUGACUGGAUUUCGGCUGAAUCUGUCCCCGCUCAAAGAGCCGCUGGGCUUCGUCAAACUGGUGGAGUGGUUGACAGCCAUCUUUGCGUUUGGAAGCUGCGGUGGUUAUUCCGGAACAAACGUAAUCUCUCUCUUCUGUGGAAAUGGGACGAACGAGACGCUCUCCGCUGCCUUCAGCUACCCCUUCAGGUUAAGCCAGGUUUCACUGGUCGAGUCAAACCUGACUUUCUGCAACCACACGGCUGGCCCCACCCACCUGGUGGGAGACUCCGCCUCCUCGGCAGAGUUCUUUGUGGGCGUGGGCGUGGUCUGCUUCCUGUACUCCAUGGUGGCGCUGCUGGUGUAUCUGGGCUACAUGCACGUGUACAAGGACUCCGACUUCGGGCCCAUCAUUGACUUCCUGCUGACGGCGGCGCUGGCCUUCCUCUGGCUGGUGAGCUCGUCGGCGUGGGCCAGGGGGCUGCAGACCGUGAAGCACGCCACCGGGGACGCGGGCAUCGCCGCCACGCUGGGCGUCUGCGCGCAGGGCGACGUCACCUGCCGUGUCACGGAGUUCGCCAGCCUGCGGUCCCUGAACGUCUCCGCGGUGUUUGGCUUCCUGAACCUGUGUGUGUGGGCGGGAAACGCCUGGUUCGUGUACAAAGAGACCCGCUGGCACGCACAGAAACACGGGGGCCAGGCGGCCCCCCAAAGGACCCAGGUCCCCGCAGCCAUAUGAACACACACACACGCACACACACAUCAGAUAAACAUAUGUAAACACACACACACGCACGCACACACACACACACACACACACACACACACACACACACACACACACACACACACACACACACACACACACACACACACACACACACACACACACACACACACACACGCGCGCACACACAGAAACAAGGAUGCUGAAUGUGUGUUCACACUCAUGCAUACACAUCUGUGAAGCGUACACACUGGUGACUAAAAUCACUCGUCCACAAUCCAGCCAGAAUCACAAAUACAAUCAGAGAACACGCACACGCACACACUAAUAGUGCCUUUUGAAGAUGCAGAUAAGGCAGAGUUAAUACUAGAAAAUCCUGUCUUUUUACAAUCGGUUAUAUCGGUGCUAUCAUCCACAUCGUACAAAACUGACGUGUGGAUGACUCAGCCCAACCAUUAAGAGAGGAUAACCUAUGUUUUAAACAGUUUCCCUUGUUCUUGUGCCAUUCCUGAACCUGUGUCUAAAGCCAUAAAGUCCACUUACAAUAAGGCAACUUACAAGUGAUAUACUAUGUCAUAGUCCCCUCCCAAGUCUCAUUCCUUAAUUAUUAUACACUUAUUAUCAUAUGUAUUAUUAUUAUUAUUAUUAUCAAAAGAAGUUGUAGAGCUGUUGUCGAUAUUCUUUGGUGUCAAACUGAAGUUGUCCACUAAAGACUAACAGGCUAGUUGCUACUAAAGAGGGACUCUACUCAAGGUACCAAUUCAGUUUCUCAUUGGGCCAGGGUCUGAAUUCGGUUGAUCUCUAUUCCUGAGGCUGAAAGAGACUCAGAACCAGCCUCUACCAGCAGGUACACACCCAUUGUAUCUGACAGAGAGGGUUAAUGCAAAUCCAAAUGCUUUGGACGAUAAGCACGGGUGAAUCUUGUAAGCGGUACGUUAACCAUUUCCCUUUAGCUGUGAGACACGGCAGUAUUCUCCCGUAGAAAUGUAAACUCGGUUAUGCAUUGUUGGCCGGUGUGUUUUAUAACAUGAAUGCACUCUCUACCCCCUACCAGUUGUGUUGGAGUUUGGUUAUGAUCACCGACCAUACCUUAUGUUACACAAACCAUUGUGAGUUGGUAACAUUAUUAUUACAUCAACAUGAUGUUGUUGUUAUGAUAAUUACACAAUAUUGAACUUUAUACUAUUGUACAAAAGUCACUCUUUUCAUUCAUUCAUUUCGCACAAUUUGUUUUUAUUUAGCUCUAAAUGAGCAGCAAUAAAUUUGAGUUUGACCAGAAGGAAAAGAGGUGUUCAUGUUACGAUGAUGUUAUAAAGAUUUUGAAGUAAACUGAAUUUUGUUCACAUUUGUCCUUUCCAUCCUCUAUGGGACAAGUCUUUUAGUUGCUUUUGACCAAAGCAGCACUUUUUUUAUUCUAGAAAGAUCUGAACGAUCUUAAUCACCCAUUGUGUUAUUUUAUAUAAAAAAAUCCAAUGAAGGACUAUUUGGUGGUUUGUACAAUGGUUGGUGGGUUGUUAUACCUUUGAGAUUACACAGAAACUGUACUUUUGUUUGUUAUUGACAAUAUGAUGGCUUUUAAUUUUUUUAAGUAUUUUUUUUUAAGUGUUGCACAUUGCCUCAGAUCAGGGUUAUGUAUGACCGAGGCCAAAGUGAAGACAUGAAUGUGUGUGUGUUUUGGUGUACUGGUUAUGCCACUGGUUCUGUAAUGUUUCCAGCUAAGCACGUUGCCUCACAAUAGUCACACCAGAUGACAUAUGCCGUUCAGGAGAACGGUAUUCAGCCUCUCUGCCAAAGUUCUUGUUUUUUUUAAAUAAAAGUCAAUAAAUAAAUGCUUUAAAAAA
This is a messenger RNA of Gadus macrocephalus (Pacific cod), 2921 nucleotides long. It is a transcript of the gene sypl1, whose product is annotated as synaptophysin-like 1. NCBI's taxonomy places the organism in Eukaryota, Metazoa, Chordata, Actinopteri, Gadiformes, Gadidae. The coding region runs from base 184 to 1092 and encodes 302 amino acids. The record is from RefSeq and is a predicted model, not a curated record. The transcript is spliced from 5 exons. Gene Ontology annotation, cellular component: synaptic vesicle membrane; synaptic vesicle.